GUCAAGUUUGUGUUUACAUGGGCGGAGGCACUUUCGUCCUUCGAAAAAUUAAAAAAUCUGUUGAAUUAGGAUCUGGACUAAUUAAGAACAAAUUCCGAGCACUUACCGAAUUGGAUUAAUCCGUACGAAACUAAGAAAAAAACACAAAAAUUACUCAUCUUCUCGUCCGGUAAACGAUAAAGAAAACUGGUGAAUAUCCAAAUAAAAAUUAACAAUUUAGGAAGACUCAGAAGUUCGCACCAAACAUGUAAAUAAACCAGUCAUGUUAACGAAGCAGCAGUUUUACUAGUUGAUGGAAAGAAGAAGAGCCGAAACAAGAUGUCCCAAGCAGGCGGUGAUUUCGUAUUUCCCAACGAAGAAACGACCGAAGGCGAACCGUCCGGGUUGCUGGAUCAUUCCAACAAAAAGAAAUUCUCGUCCGGCUCGCUUUCGGGCGACGUCGCCAGACCCAAAGUGGUCACCGUGAAACAUCCCGAAUCGAACAAACUCAAACCCACCGCGAAAAAGAACAAACAGCCCAUCCCGGCCGACUUGGAUGUCUCCAAAGAGUUCGUCAAAUGCAGAGAGGAGGGCAUCCAGCGACUAGAUUUGAGCAAAUCGAACAUCACCCAGCUUCCUUCGACCGUUCGGGACUUGCACCAUCUAUCGGAAUUGUACCUCUACGGGAACAAAUUGGUGCAAUUACCAGCUGAGAUCGGCUGUUUGACGAACCUAGGGACGUUAGCUCUGAGCGAGAACUCUCUAACCAGCCUACCCGACUCUCUAGUCAACCUGAAAUCUCUGCGAGUGUUGGAUUUGAGACACAACAAAUUGAGCGAUAUACCCGAAGUGGUCUACAAACUGACCUCUUUGACGACGCUGUUUCUGCGAUUCAACCGGAUCCGGUACGUGGGCGACGAGAUAAAGCAUCUGACGGCUCUAACCAUGUUGAGUUUGAGGGAGAACAAAAUUAGAGAAUUGCCGCCGGGCAUCGGGAAAUUGGUCAAUUUGUUGACGUUCGACGUGUCGCACAAUCAUUUGGAACAUUUGCCGGAGGAAAUCGGCCAGUGCGUGGACUUGUCCACGUUGGAUUUGCAGCACAACGAGCUGUUGGACAUUCCCGAUUCUAUCGGGCAAUUGAUGCAACUGACUAGAUUAGGAUUGAGGUACAACAGGCUAACGCAAAUACCGAAUUCAUUGAGCAAUUGCAGCCAAAUGGACGAAUUCAACGUGGAAGGCAACGCCAUAUCGCAAUUACCCGAAGGAUUAUUAUCGAGUUUAAGCGAAUUGACCAGCAUCACGUUAUCCAGGAACAAUUUCUCCGCGUUCCCAUCCGGAGGUCCAUCGCAAUUCGUCAACGUAGAUUCGGUGAAUCUGGAACACAAUCAAAUCGACAAAAUCCCCUACGGGAUAUUCUCCAGGGCCAAGCACCUGACGAAGCUGAACAUGAAGGAGAACCAAUUGACCUCUCUACCGCUAGAUGUCGGCACGUGGACGAACAUGGUGGAAUUGAAUUUAGGCACGAACCAAUUGAGCAAAUUACCCGACGACAUACAAUGCUUGCAAAGCCUCGAGGUGCUCGUGUUGUCCAACAAUCUGUUGCGAAAACUCCCGCAGAGCGUGGGCAACCUGCGGAAGCUGCGGGUGCUCGAUUUGGAGGAGAACCGGCUGGAGCAGCUGCCGCAGGAGAUCGGCUAUCUCAAAGACCUGCAGAAGCUCAUCGUGCAAUCGAAUCAAUUGACUUCGUUGCCGAGGGCGAUCGGCCAUUUGACGAAUUUGGUGUUUCUGAGCGCAGGCGAGAACAAUUUGGCUUUCCUGCCGGAGGAGAUCGGCACGUUGGAGAAUCUGGAAUCGCUCUAUAUCAACGACAACGCGACGUUGCACAAUCUGCCGUUCGAGCUGGCGCUUUGCUCGAAUUUGGGCAUUAUGAGCAUCGAGAAUUGCCCUCUGUCGCAGAUUCCGGGGGAGAUCGUGGCCGGGGGGCCUUCGUUGGUCAUACAGUAUUUGAAAAUGCAGGGACCCUACAGGGCUAUGUGAUAGAUCCGAUGAGGAAGCGUUGCCAAAUUUCCGGUUUUGUCCGGAGAAUUGUCGGGAUGAUUUUUAUGACGUUUUUCCGAAGAGGUGUUGAUUUUCUAAAAAUCGAUGAAAUUGACAAAUAAUUGUAAGAUAAAAAAAACGCUGUUUUAAAUAGAUGUUACGACGUAUUAAGAUGUUUUGAGAAUAUUGUAUUAAUUUUUUUUUGUAUAAUUUAAUUUUGACGAUGUUUCGUACAAAACAAAAUGUGUUUAUGUUUAUAUAGUUGUUGCAUGAAAGAAAAAAAACCUGUUAGUUAAUUCGCUAAAAGUGCUAAUAAAAUAUUUUGAGCCUUUAGAAAUGAU
Molecule: messenger RNA, 2357 nt
Organism: Phyllotreta striolata
Lineage: Eukaryota; Metazoa; Arthropoda; Insecta; Coleoptera; Chrysomelidae
Source: the annotation of a GenBank genome assembly